GAUGAAGUGAAGGAAGCUCAUAACCGUGAAGUUGUAAAAUCGGUUCAUGAUCAAGCUACCGAAACAGCCAAGAAGGUGAACAUCAUAAUGUCGAAGUCACAGGAACUCAAAGCUCUCGGGUUGUUUCCCAAGGUGGCUGGUCUAGCCCGUAAAGUGCAUGAUAGCACAACUUUGCAGGAGAAGUUUGAGAAGACUGUUAUAUAUAAACGUGGUGAAGACAGUCAAAAACGGCGCCUCAAUCAAUGUGUUCCUACCUGCUGGAACUCUGAUUUUGCGUGUCUCCACACACAUCUCCAAUUCAAGGAGGAGGUCCAGUUAUUCACAACACAGAUCAAUUUACUAGACUAUGCUCUUACAUCUGCACAAUGGAAACUAGCUGAUCACUUGGUGCCCGUCCUUGAGAUUUUCAAUGAGGUCACAAACUUAUUCUCGAAGGCUAAUGUGCCAUUGAUUUAUGAAGUCAUCCCCAUGCUCAAACAUCUCGAGCACGCCCUCGAUCAGAUCUACAAUGCAAAGGACGAGCCCCCCGUAAUUUGGAUUGCUGCACAAGCAGCUCUGCAAGUUGUAGGCAAGUACUAUGCACUCACUGAUGACAAUGAAGUGUGUCACAUUGCAAUUAUAAUGUGCCCAGAAAAAAAGCUCAAAUGGUUCAAAAAAAACCUGGACUGGCAUGAGAGGGACCACAUGGAAGCCAAGCGGAUUGUUCAGCAACGCUGGGAUGAGUCUUACGCA
Molecule: messenger RNA, 732 nt
Organism: Suillus fuscotomentosus
Lineage: Eukaryota; Fungi; Basidiomycota; Agaricomycetes; Boletales; Suillaceae
Exons: 4
Source: RefSeq, a predicted model, not a curated record